CAGAUCCUCGGACUCUAGUUUCAGAGCCAGACACACAGAUUGCUGGAGGAACUCUGCAGGCCGGACAGCAUCCAUGGAAGUGAAUAAACGGUCGAUGUUUUGGACCGGGAAGAGAAAGGGAAGAUUUUCAGAAUAAUAAGAGCCUGACAGAGUUGUUCCUUUUGCAUCAUGAACCUUAAACUAGAGGUGCUUCUGUCUGCCAGCAUUAAGCAGAAGAAACCUUGGCCACGCCUGCACUGGAUUGGACAGGAGAAGGAGGCCAUUCUACUGAAUGAUGAGCAGCGAUUGAGCGUGCUCAAUCUGAAUACAGGCCGGACACAGAGCAAGAUUCCCAAGGUGCAGCCCCUACUGAAGAACGUGCUGAGUGUUGCCACCUCUGCCAGCGGUACCUGGCUGGCAGGAGUGUUGACGACAGGAGAACUCUUCCUGUGGAAGAAGGAUGCGGACUGUCUGAAGACAGUGGGGGCAGUGGAAGAGGUGGGCACAUUGACAGCGGCUGCCCAGGAGUCUGCUGUAAAGCUGUUCUUGUUUGUGACGAACAAUGGGAAGCGGGUUCUCCUGCUCGGUCAGACAGGCACAGCAUUUCUUUGGGAAAGUACUGAGCAGCAAGAUUUGCCAGAUGUUCCCGGACUCCGGCUGAAUGGGCAGUGGGCUCAGAUCUUACCCAGUGACCAGGCCAGACUUCCCCAGGAAGAGGACAAGGAGAGUGCCGUACAUGCGGUCUUUGUCACUGAUGAGGUACUGGGGGACUGCUGCUUCUGCUCCUUUGCCUUUGUCUCCAGUGAUGCUCUGGUGUUGACCACCUUGAAACUGAAGUGGUUUGAGCAAGUGGAACGCUCUGUUAGUGCUGUGCCAUUCUGUGCACAAUGGACAACAGAGGUCCAGGCUCUGGGGGUCCUGAGCCCAGCCUGUCAGCCGGUGAAGUUGAGAGGAGCUCUGCUGUCUGCCUUCUCUGGGGACGCGCUGGUGCUGGCUGUUGUUAUUAAUCAGAAUGAUCCCAAGGCCUCUCAAGUACUGUUUGUGAACCCUAUGAAUGGGGUGGCCGUGUCGAGCAGCCUGCAGGGUUGUGGCAGCAGUGAGUGCCCUGUGCCAACUAACUUUAUCAGAUCCUACUGGGUGGGAGGAGUGAGCUGGACACACGAUGCCCUCUUCCUCAUCUGUAUACUGAAGCGUGGAUCAGUGCUGCUCCUGUCCCGACUUGGGGAGCUGAUGACCCUCACCACGUUUGGCAGCUCUGUGGAGUUUGGCCCAGCAGAAUUCAUCCCUCUGCAUCCAUUAAUAACGUACAGACAGCCUGCGCCGCUGGACGCUGACCACACACGGACCAGUGGCUCCCCCACUUCAGAAAGUGACUCAAUGAGGCAGCGCUUUUCUCUGGCGGCCCAUCCUUGCCUACCCUACCUCAUUGUGUCCGAUGGUUAUAUGUUUACAGUUCUGCGGUUUGCAGAACACAUUUCUGCAUCAACCCUUCUGAAGUCCCUGUUACUGGACGUGACCCAGGGCCUAGAGGAUGUACGGAACCUGCUAGUGAGCUCUGAGGGGGCAGACCCGAAGCGCUGGAUACCACCCAUGACUUCCCUGAGCAGAAGUGUCCUACAGGGAUGGGAAACACAGGAUCCUGGAACGUGGACACCUCCUCCAUUCCUAAAGGACCAAAAGUCAGAAGACGAUGAGGCUGAGGAAGGUGAUGAAUCUGAAGAUGAUGCUCCAUGCCCUAGUGCUCACAGCGUGAUGGACCAGGGCCACCUGGAAUUUGCCUGUAUGUUUGACACCCUCCACGCCAAGCGGGGUGGACAGGCCAACCAGCUGGAGGCCAAGCUGGGGCAGGUUCAGAACAGCCUGUUGCUGGCCUGGAGUUUGGGGACGUCCAUGAAGGAGGUUGAGGGCAGGCACCUGCUCAUGCAGUACACAGUCCGCGCCAUACUGCAGUUUGCCCGCCUGCUCCCAUUUGCCCCGGCCUCUGUGCCGAGCUCAGUGGUAAAUGUGAGGGGUAAGCUGGUGAGCAAAGCCCUAAGAAGGAGCUCUGGCAUUUUCCAGACCCUGCAGCUGCUGCGGUAUUGCCUGACUGUGCUGUACUGGGACUCAGUACACAAACAUUGCCUUGCUCAUGUUGUGAGCCUCUCGUCCGGCAUUGUGAAACUAAUUCUCUCAGGAAAGCUGGGAGCGUCACCCUCCUCACAGUCACUCCUGAGCAGCCUCCUGGUGCUCAAGCUGUCUUCCCUCCAUCUGAAUGCAGUGUAUUCUCUGCAGGCGGAGAACACACAACUCUCCCCGGACGGGGUGUCCACCUCCCUCCCAGCAGCAGAUCCUGAGAACAAGCUUUGCAAUCUCACACUAAAAGAGCUGCCUUUUCAGACCAUGCAAACUGCCCAGGCGCCCUCACACAGGCUAGCUUUUAUCUGGCGACUCUUGUACCAACAUGUGUUGCAACAUCAUUCCCAUCUCCGGAAACUCCAGAGACAGUCAAACAGAGGCAGCACCAGGAAGAAACUUCAACGUGAAUUGGAUCUCCUAACAUCAGUCCUUUCCCAGGCUCAGGCAGCCCUGCAGACAAUGGGAGAGAGACUGGGAACACAGCGGAAGCUCAAACCAUUCAUGGGUGAGGAGCACUUCCUUUUGGGCUCCUACCUGGAAUCCGUGCAGAUCUGGAAGACCGCCAUGCAGGAGGAGAUAGGCAGAGGAGGAAAGAGACUGGUCUACCUGCAGACUAGAUACAGCCUGGCCAUUCUCUACACUCACCUGUACCUGUAUAACCUGAGUGCUGCCCAGGACCUCUGCGACCAGCUUCUGAGGCACAUGCUGAGUACAGAGCAGACAAAUGUCUCCCCAGGCCUGGGUAUUGCCGAUGUUGCUGCUGUGGCAGUGCUUCAGUCUCUGUCUCGAUUCAUGGCCCUCUAUUUCACUAACCAGCCUCUGUAUGUGCUGCCCCCUCACCACAUCGACGUUCUGCCUCCCCUGCACUUCAGACCGGGUUGCCUGCCCCGGCUGGUCCCCGUCGAUCGGGCCCGUGUAGCCGCAGCAGUGCGUGAGCAGCACCUGUCUGCCAUCUGGAGUGUUGAACGUGCAGUGGAGCUGAUGCUGAUUGCCAGGCUCCUCCCUGAAGCUGUGUGGGUGGCCCUGAGACUGGGUGACUGGAAGGCCGCAGUGGUGCUGGGCCUGGCUUUCAAUCUGUAUGAGAAGCGGAUUCCUCCGUACGCCCGAAGUCAUUGGAGAUCACUCCAUCUAACAAGAGAACUUCAUCCAUCGCAGAUCUUCCAAGAUAAACUCCGGGCACUGUUGGGUCAUGCACCAAAGACAGACGUGGCUUUGCCAGAUUUAACCGUGGCUCCAGGUGCCAACACCAAACUGUUGACAGAUUCAAUUGAGGAGGAGGAUGCCGAUGUGAUGUUCAGCUCAGUACAGGAAAUCCUAAAGGCAGCUGUGAUGGCAGAUGCAGACGUGCUGUCAGGGACCUUUGACCUUCUGAUGCAAACGGUGAAGGACCUUGCUGUGCAGCUACCCGGGCUGGUGCCUGAUGGCUUGUACCUGCCUGCUCCUCCGCUGUAUUGCCCUCAGCCAGCUGUGCUCAGUGAGGGUAGUGUGGAGGAUCUCGGCUUGUCCAGAGAGAGAGGAACUCGGCAGAAACUUUCAGGGGUCCUGCAGCGAGUCCUUCUGCUCCUUAGGGCUGCCCGGUGCUCCCUUCCAGCCGCUCGCUGGUACAUUGGUAAACUCCAACACAGCCGAAAGGUCAUGAACAAGAUCAGGAAGAAGUCUGGUCUCGGCCCACUUCGUCCCUUCCCUAACUCGCUGCUACAGUACGGUAAAGCCCAGAGUAGCUUCUUCAGACCAGGAGCCGGGGACCAUGGAAACUCUGAUGUAAUCUCUGUAAAGGUUGUUGGCUCCUUCCGCGACCUCUGUGCAUUGUGUUGGAUGUUCCACGUUCGCGAGCAGCUGAGCGAGAGGUGUCGCAAGUUCCAGGCAGCCAGAGACAAUGCCAGAUCCUCUCAGGACAGUGAGCUGGCAGCUGAGUACGAUGCCGCUGUGGUUGACCAUUGCCUCGCAUCCCUGGAGUGGGCCUGUCGAAUGCUGCCCUUUGCCAGGUUCAUGAACAUGGAAGAGCUCGUGCAGGAUAUCGUGCUCAGCCUGAUUAAUGAACUUCCUCCCAUCAGGAAGGUGGCUGAAAUUGUGCUCAGGGCCUUUCCUGACGCAGAAGAUGUUCGGGUGCCUUUGAGAGACAAGCACCACACAUUGCAGCAGCGUUUGCGACACAGCGUGGUGCAAGGCCCCAAUGGAGAGGAGAUGAUGUCAGUUGUGUUGCAUGAACUGUACCGGCAGAGGAUGAAGAUGUUGAGACGGCUGGUGCGGAACAUCGGCCCCAGAGAGCAGCAUAUAUGGGAACGGGCUGAAGAGGGUUCGAGAGAACGAGAGGAGGAGGUGCACGAUCAGUCCUCUUUAGGGACCAGUCUGAGCAGAAGCACUCUGACAGACACCUGGAGAUCGCAGACCCAGAGUGAAGGGGACACAACGGACAGCGUGUCAGUGGAGCUUCACGACAUGAGCAAGUGGCAGGGCAGUGCCUGGCAGCAAGCAGGCAUCACGGACAGGGACACACAGUCCAGUCAGCGAGGGACAUCGGGAGCCAGAGAUGAUGGUCCAGAGUACAGGGAGUCCAGAACAUCCCAAAUCGAUGGGGAGAUAGGGGAUAAUGAGCCUCAGCUGCCCCUAGUGGGGUCAUGGGAGUUUGAGCUUGAUGACGAGGAGUACGUGGACUUUCUGGAGCUGUUCCUGACCUACCUGUUGGAGAGAGAUCAGGUCGUGAAUGAGGGCCCCAACAUCCCACUGCUGACCAGCUGCUCUGAGUACCUGAGGGAACAAGAACUCAACUCGCUGACUUUCCAUGUCCAGGGCACCUUAAAGCGGCGGCAGGGCAGACUUAGAAUGUCUGAGGACACCUUCACAGCAAGGAGUACUUCUAGCUUAACAUCUGAACUGCCUCAGAACGAGAGCGUGAGCUGUGGAGAAAGGACAAAGGCUACUGCCUUCUCCCCUGUUCCAGGCACACCCCACUCCACCAGCCGCUCACCAGCGCCUCCUGCUGAGGGCAGUUUUCACAGCUGCUUUCCCGCUGUCAUCACGCAGGGCAGGGGCAGAACCAGGGGUUUGUUUGGUUCAUGGCCGCAGGCUGUAUCCGCUCCGCAAGAUGUGUCCAGGCAGUGGGGUACACUGACCGACAGUCUGCCCGCCCCUGAGUGUCAGUCAAUGACAUCCCUGUUGAACCAGGACCUCACUCCUGAAUUGGAGGCCAGGUUUCCAGACACGGCCAAACUGCUGGAGUGGAUGGUUCGAUGGUCAGACCGGAGGCUGCUGUACGGGCCGCACAGAGUGGAGAUGCUGCCCGUCCACAGCUCUGCCAUCCGGGUGAGGACAUCUGUGGCUGCCAUCCUUCACUCCCUGUGGCUGCUGGACAAGAGCCUGGACAUUGACACAUCUCGCCCGAAUACCUACAAGGACUCUGAAGAGGAGCGAGCUACAGAUUGUGUCUGCCAACCCAGGCCGAGGUUGGGCAGGAAUGUCGGCUCCUCUGGGAUACCCAAGGUGGGGUGUGGGAUUGACGUUGGCAGAAAUGUUGAACCUUUCCAGCAGUCGGAUCAUGUAGAAACCAUUCAGGUGCAGGAGUCCGGUGAUGCGGAUCAUCUCCACGACAGACAGGAUAUGACGUCAGAUUCCGACAGCAGAACUGAUGAAGAGGAGUCGGGGGUUGAUCCAGUGUCACCUGCUCCGGAACAGGGUGCCAAGCUCACUGUAGCCAGAGUGGAUGCGGAGGAUGAGGGGGAGCCAGGACUAUGCACUUCCUUCAGCCCCUGUAUGUCCAUCAGCAUCACGCCCAAGCCCAGGGCAAGUCUCAGAGCCAGGGUCAUGGUGGAUGCAGAGGGUGCUCCGGACGAGCCAGUCAGGAUGGACCCUCAGGAAAAGUUGGACAGAUCCGUAAGCAUGGAUCCCAGAGAACAUGGAAAACGAGUAGAUAAUCCCAAAGGAGCAGAUCGCAGAGGGAGAAGGAGUAAACCCAAGGGCUCGCGUCACAGAAAGAGGGAAAAUAAACUCAGAAGCAGAGAUCCUAAAGGGCAAAUGGAUAAGCCCAGGGGCUGUGAUCCCAGAGAUCGGUCGGAUAAGUCCAGGGGCCCUGAUCCCAGAGAUCAAAUGGAUAAGCCCAGGGGCUCUGAUCCCAGACAGCGAACGGAUGAGCCCAGAGACACUGAUCCCAGAGAUCGGUCGGAUAACCCCAUGGGUCCUGAUCCCAGAGAGCAGACGGAUGAGCCCACGGGCAUUGAUCCCAGAGAUCGGUCGGAUAAGCCCGGGGGCUCUGAUCCCAGAGAUCGAAUGGAUAAGCCCAUGGGCCCUGAUUCCAGACAGCGAACCGAUGAGUCCACGGGCCCUGAUCCCAGAGAUCGAAUGGGCACUGAUCCCAGACAGCGAACGGAUGAGUCCGCAGGCACUGAUCCCAGAGAUCGAAUGGAUAAGCCUAUGGGCCCUGAUCCCAGAGAGCAGACGGAUGAGCCCAGAGACACUGAUCCCAGAGAAUGGAUGCAUAAGCCCAUAACUGAGGCCCUUGGUCAGCGAUUGAAUGGACACAAGACUGCAAGCUCUGACUGGGUGUACCCCUCCCUGGAGCAGGCUGCUUCAGGUGGUCAGUCCAUGUCUGGACAGGUUACUGAUGCCUGUAAGGAGACCCCUGUCACCCAGGCCACAGCAACAGUGCUUCAAGGAACCAUCACCUCUGACGUCAGACAUUUGCUUCAUAAUGAGAUGCUUAAGCUGGUUCAGCUCCAGCAAAUGAACUUCAUGAGCCUGUUGCAGACGGUUGGAUCGUCACUGCUGCAAGUACCUGGCUCUCAGCCUCCAGGGUCCGUACCCAGCCCCACCCUUGCUCCAGCAGCACCUUGUCCCAGCACAAACCCACCUCCCACCGAACACGAGGCUGCCCCAGGAGAGCAGGGGCGCAAGCAAGUACCUAUGGAAGACAGUCUACCCCUUCAGAGACCCAGCAGUCUACCAGAAGAGAGAGCUGUUCACCUCAGGAGCCCAGAGAAUUUACCAGCCCUCCCGAGGCCUGAAGACGCUAGUGUGGGUGGAGGGCAACAGCUCCCUAAGGUUCUGCAUACGACUCUGCCCCAGCCUCUACUCAAGAGCGGUCAUGGAGCCCCGUGGCAGCCGAUUCCUGGGCCCUGUUCCAGCUGUGGGCUCCCACUGCUGCACCUGCAGCCCCAGGGUCAGCUGAGACGCCCCCCAUUCGCCAACCCUCAGCCACGGGAGGCCUGGGCACCCCCUACCCUUGCGUCACAGCCCUCCAUUCCCCCUCACCUGAACUCAGCUGCAUACAAGGCGGGGGUGCCCAGCCGGGCUGAGGAUGGUGGGUGGAGGGAGAGCCUGACCAGGAAUCAGGGACUGAGGGCAGGAAGAUCCCGGAGCCUCCCUCUGCACAGCCUCUACCCCCCGCAGCGAGCCCUGCCUCUCCUCCGCCUCCCUCAGCCCACACACACCCCGCUCUUCCCACUCUCUCUGGCCCAGUGCCUCCCCACACAACAGAAGCUUCUCGCCACCCCACUCUGCUACAGCAGCCGCUGUCUGGAACCUCAGGUGUCUGUGCUCCACCCGCCGAGGUUGGUCCCGGCUCAGGACAUUAUUGCCUUUGAACAAGGCCGUCUGCACCGAGCUCAACAAAGCCCAGGAGGGACACAAGCUGAAACCUUCCACAUGCUGAGAGUGAAUCUGCAGCCAUUCGAGCCCAGCACUCAACGCAACGGGAAACAGAGGCUGAGGCGACGAGAGAGACAAAGAAUAGAGAAGACAGUUCAUAAAGCACCACAACCCAAGCAGUCUGUGAUCAGCCCUGACCCACCCUCUCCCCCAGCCGAAAGCAGGAAGGAACCAUUCGAUGAUCCACCUGAACCUGAUCCUUCGCAAUGUGGGACCGUCCCGCAAGGUCCAGGUGUUUCCCUCUUGCCUGACCAGGACUUGGCGAGCUCCCCCUUUAUAACUGCUGCGGAAUUGCACUGCUUUGCGUCCACCAGGAAGAAUGCUGAGGAGAGGAGGGACGCCAGUACCAACACCGACCAGGGAGCCGAGACCCUGACCCAGACAUCCACAGCUCCUAAAUCGUACCGGGAUGCUGGGAUUCUCACCUGCUCUGAGAUUGAAGACCACCCACCAACUGCCACUGCAGCUCCUAAAUCAUACCGGGACGCUGGGAUUCUCGCCUGCUCUGACAUUGAGGACCAUCCAUCCACAGCCGCUGCAGUUCCACAGCCUCGGACUGCUGAGCCUCAGUUUCAGGUCCUGCCUCCAAACAUCAUCGUGAACCUCCGGUUUCCAGGUGAAGAAUGCCAGGAAUCCCAAUUCCUACCCACGUCUGAGCAGACGUUGCCCGGUCACAGCUUCCUGACAAUUGUUGACAUUGAUGCCAGUGAGCUGCCUGAUCUGCCAGCCAGCGCUGCCGUGACCGAACCACCGCCCUCAGCACAGGAUGAGGCCUUGUCCAUUCCUGCUCUACACAUGAUGGCUGCCUCAGUGACAAACGCUGCUCCACCGGGCACUUGCCCGCUGCAGGAGAGCCCACACGCUGGCUCAGUGCAGUCCAGCCCUGAGGACUGCGAGCAGCAGCUGGCUGUGGAUGAGCUAACACAGAAACUCUUGCAGAAGAGGAGCUCCCCAGCGUGGACACCCCGCCAAGCCUCUACCCAUGGUACCCACCAGGUCGCAGCCCAGCUGAGUGAGAUGGAACUGCAGCUCAGUGCCCUGCAGGACAUUGCCAUCAGCAUGGAGCAGGAUUUUGCCAACACCAAAAUGCUGAUAAACACCAUCGAGCACCUGGGCUGUGCAGUCGAUCUGCGGGGACCAGCAGACCACUCCAAUUCACCGCUGACACAGGAUUCGUGCGUGACAUGUGAGCCGGCUGAGGAGGAGGCUGUGGACCAGUGUCCCCUGCGUGAGGCUGCUGGAUCCUGCGGGAGCAGAUGUCUACCCCUGUCCACCCAGGAGGUAGCUGAGGGAUGGUGUGAGGCAAAGCCGGCCACCGGAUGCUGUGAACACUGGAGCUCAAGUAGACGUACCAAUGUGGAGGAUGGCGGGUGUCCGCGAGUGCUGGCAGCAGCAGCAGCUACCCUGGGAUCCAGGGGGUGUGUUGGCUCGGCCCGUCUCUUCUCCCGGUCGUCUCUCACUCCGCAGCCAGCUCACACCCCCGUGUCAGUUCUCAUCCAGGAGGAACCAAGGUUCAAGGUGGUGCGAGGAGGACGGGACCACCGCUCAACACCACUCAUUGCUGCUGAGAACAAUCGGCAGUGUGCUGCUCACAGUGGACCAAUGGGAGAAAUGGAGAGGCCCCCGGACGAGCGGCUGGAUCUAAGCGGGGUCAGCGAUAUCAUUGGCGAUCUGCUCAACGAGGGCAAACUCUCCGCAGAGGCCUUGGGUCUGAGCCAGGGGCAGGCCCAGUACCUUUCCAGAUGUUCCAAGGUUGCAAAGAGAAGUGAACAGGAACGGAAGGAGAUCCAGGAGUGGAUGAUACGCAAGAGGCGGCAGAGACUUGAAGCUUAUCUGGGGAAUCGGAAUGAAUUGAGGGAAAGGGAACGAAGACCUUACGUUACGAAGGAUAAGAGGAAAACUUUUAGCAGCAGAGAAAUCAAAGAAAUUCAGAAGAAAACAGCAAUGAGGAAAAGGGUCACUCUGAUAGAGAACCGUGAGCAGCGGACCCGCGCAGCCCUGCGCCUGAUGAAUGAGAUGUUGUCCGACUCUGCUCAACUUUUCAGUGCUCAGCCCAGGGCUCGGGCUGAAGGGCCAGUCAGGACUGCUGAGCGGAGCCAGGGCCAGGGCCAAUCGGGCAGCUCGGCGCGGGGGAGGGGUGCUGCCUCCCGCAGUAUGUCGGCCUCUGGAACACGUCGCAGCCUCUCGAGCACCUUCUCCAUGGGACGGGCUUGUCCAGUCUCCUCACCAGGACGGGGGCACCAACCGGACGGCCCCACGCUCCAAGACCACCUUCCUGCCGAGGAUCAGAGUGACUCCGACUCACUGUCACCGUGGAGCCCCCCGGAAUAUAUCCAGGAUAUCCUGGACCGGGAGACUCACCUCUUCCUACAGGGAGGUGACGAGGAGGAGAGGUUGCCUGGGGCAGAGCCGGACCUGUGUGAAGUUCAGUCUGACACCACUGACACCAUCCUGUGUAACCUGGACUGGAACGUCGUUAACAACAUGGUGGGUGGUAUGGGAGAGCUGUGAAGCCUUGGAGCUCGCUGUACAACCGCCUCCUCCCCUGUACACACCCGGAGCUCGCUGGACAACCUCCUCCUCCCCUGUACACACCCAGAGCUUAAUCUACACAUCCCCCUGUACACACUGGGAACUUGCUGUACACCUCCACACUGUCUCCACACAUCGUUUACCUCCCACACUGCGCAAGGCUUCCAUAACCCAUUUGAAUCCACUUUACACCCACAGAACUCCCUGUUGUCCAUCUGACACCCUGCCACGCACACCAAUAAAUUGCUGUACACUGAAUUCACUCUAUACUCCUGCACUCUUCCUCAGCACAAUAGACCAUAGAACACACCAUCACUCUCCAUUCCCACCAUCGGCCCUCAAAACCCAGAAACCCACUGUAACUUUUCUAAAUUCAUGGCAUUCUGCUCUAAGUCACUCCCUACAUCUCUGCAUCAACUCCCUUACCCUGGCACACUGUACACUUACCUCACUUACAAACACACCUCACACCACAGACUCACCAAACACACGUCACACCACAGACUCACCAAACACACCUCACACCACAGACUCACCAAACACACGUCACACCACAGACUCACCAAACACACCUCACACCACAGACUCACCAAACACACCUCACACCACAGACUCACCGUACACCUCCAAAACGCACCUCACACCACAGACUCACUGUACACCUCCGAAACGCACCUUACACUACGGACACCGGACAUUGCAGAUCCCUCCCCAAGUCCACCAGAAUCCCACAUUACAUUCCAAAAACACACAGUAAGUUCUCCAAACCCCUACAUAAAUCAACAUUGUAACCCCUCCUUAUUUUCCCUAACCCCACUGUACAGCACCCAUGGUAAACCUGCAAAGACAAACUUAACCCUCUCAGUAAUGUACAACUGCAUUGCGUGUGACUCUUGUGACUUCGGCUACGCAUUAAACGACCCUCACUCUGAGUAAACCGUACUCUAUACACAAGCGAGCAUUUUGUACCUUUGGAUCAGCUGUGGUCCACUGUCCCAGGAAAAGCGGAACACUUGGAAUAGUCCAUAUGCAGCGAUGAGAACAACUAUUUGUGAGCCAACUUUCUGUUAUUGGAAGGACUGCAAACUGGGGAAUAUUUAUUUGUAGAUUUUGUACUAUUUUACA
Molecule: messenger RNA, 11391 nt
Organism: Mobula hypostoma (lesser devil ray)
Lineage: Eukaryota; Metazoa; Chordata; Chondrichthyes; Myliobatiformes; Myliobatidae
Gene: cplane1
Product: ciliogenesis and planar polarity effector 1
Exons: 52
Coding region: 169-10245 (3358 amino acids)
Biological process (GO): cilium assembly
Cellular component (GO): ciliary transition zone
Source: RefSeq, a predicted model, not a curated record